Molecule: messenger RNA, 4637 nt
Organism: Leucoraja erinaceus (little skate)
Lineage: Eukaryota; Metazoa; Chordata; Chondrichthyes; Rajiformes; Rajidae
Gene: vars1
Product: valyl-tRNA synthetase 1
Biological process (GO): valyl-tRNA aminoacylation
Cellular component (GO): cytosol
Molecular function (GO): aminoacyl-tRNA deacylase activity; ATP binding; valine-tRNA ligase activity
Source: RefSeq, a predicted model, not a curated record
AGUCUUCCAGCCACUAGGUGUCAGUGAUUGCAACGGAAAAAAAUCUCGCUGCCCUUAUUUUUAUGUGUCUUUUCCAGUGCCUGGAGGGGACUAGACAGGAAGCGACGUAUUUUUCGCAGCAGUAACUUGCAGAAGCCGGAGGCAGGACCCUUCUCACGAACGAUGGCACUGCCCGCACUCUACCUCUCCCCCCACCCGCACAGCGCCCACAACGCCCAGGUGCUGGUGGCCCUGGAGUACGGCGGACAGAGGGCGAGGUUGGUGGACACGAGGAGGGGGGCGUCUGCGGGCGACGUGGCCGGGCUGCCGGCGAUAGAGGCAGAGUCUGGAGGGCAUGUGUGGGGCGGCGCGGCGGUAUCUCACCUCCUGGCCCCGGCGGAGAUGAGGGGCUCCUGCGGCGAGGAGGCUGCCCUGGUGCGGCAGUGGACGAGCUACGCCGACAUCGAGCUGCUGCCGAUCGCCUGCGCCUCGACCUUCCCCGCCAUCGGCCUCUUGAAGCACAACAAACAGGCUGUGGACCGGGCACAGGUGGAGCUGCGGAAGACGCUGAGGUUCCUCGAUGAUCACCUCAGGUUGAGAACGUACCUGGUGGGGGAGAAGAUCACCUUGGCGGACGUUGCCGUGAGCUGUGCCCUGCUGCUCCCAUACCAACACGUCUUCAAUCCUGAGUUCAGAAAGCCGUUCGUAAACGCCAACCGCUGGUUCGAAACGUGCGUGAACCAGCCAGAGUUCAGGAGAGCGCUGGGAGAGGUCAAAUUCUGCGAUGGACGCCCGCCCACCAGCGAGGACAAAAGCACAGGAGAACUCUGCAGAGGUGCGGAGCGGGCCCCUGUGUCAGCGGAGGGGCCCGGGCACGAAGGGGGGGUACAGCAGCCGGCCACCGCCCCCGCCCCGGUGAAGAAGACGGCCGCCCAGCUGAAGAAGGAGGCGGCGAAGAGGGAGAAGAUGGACAAGUUCCUGCAGAAACAGGAGAAGAUGAAGGAGCAGCAACAGAAGAUGCCUGAGAAAAAACCCAAGGUUGAGAAGAAAGAAAAGAAAGAUUUGGGAGUGAUCACAUACGACAUCGCGACCCCUCCAGGAGAGAAGAAAGAUGUGAGUUGUCCAAUGCCGGAUUCCUACAGCCCACAGUAUGUUGAGGCUUCCUGGUAUUCCUGGUGGGAGAAGCAAGGAUUCUUCAAACCCGAAUACGGGCGUAGCAGCCGGGAUCUCUCCGAACCCAAUCCCAAAGGAUUAUUCAUGAUCUGCAUACCAUCCCCCCCGCCUAACGUGACCGCUCUCGUUACAACCCUGGGUCAUUUCCCUGACCCCUGCUAUCCCCUUCUCCCUCCCUCCCGCUGGCACCGUAUGUGCGGGGAGACCACACUGUGGAACCCGGGCUGUGACCACGCGGGCAUUGCCACACAGGUGGUGGUGGAGAAACGCCUGUGGAGGGAGAGUCGACAAACCCGGCACGACUUGGGCCGGCAGCGAUUCAUCGAGCAGGUGUGGAGGUGGAAGCACGAGAAGGGCGAUCGCAUUUACCACCAGCUACGUCGACUGGGCUCAUCCAUGGACUGGGACCGGGCCUGCUUCACCAUGGACCCGAAACUGUCAGCGGCCGUGGAGGAAUGUAAAUUCGUUCGACUCCAUGACGACGUGGGUCAUCUACCGCAGCACCCGGUAGACAAGAAGGAGUUGGCUGGCCGCACGUUCCUGCCGGUCCCCAACUACGUCGACAAGGUGGAGUUUGGUGUCCUCGUCUCCUUUGCCUACAAACUCGAAGGGUCAGGCGAGGAGGUUGUCGUAGCAACCACUCGUAUCGAGACCAUGCUGGGGGACACGGCCGUGGCAGUUCACCCCAGAGACCCCCGAUACCAGGGCUUGGCUGGAAAGUUUGCCGUGCACCCGUUCUGCGACCGCAAGCUGCCGAUCGUUUUCGAUGAGUUUGUGGACAUGGAGUUUGGGACCGGGGCUGUAAAAAUCACACCUGCCCACGACCAGAACGACUAUGAAGUUGGAAUGAGACACGGCCUCCAGUUUGUCAACAUCAUGGAUGACAACGGCUAUCUUAUCAACGUCCCCGAGCCUUUCUUGGGGAUGAAGCGAUUUGAUGCGCGCAAGGCGGUGCUGGCAGCCCUGACGCAGAAGGGACUCUUCAAGGAGGUGAAGGACAACCCAAUGGUGGUGCCCGUGUGCAGCCGCUCCAAGGACAUCGUGGAGCCCCUGCUCAAGCCCCAGUGGUACGUGAGGUGCAGCGAGAUGGCCAAGAUGGCCUCAGACGCGGUGCGUAGCGGGGAGUUGAGGAUCAUCCCUGACACUCACAUCAAGACAUGGUUCAGCUGGAUGGACAACAUCAGGGAUUGGUGCAUUUCCCGGCAGCUGUGGUGGGGACACCAGACGCCCGCGUACUUCAUCACCGUCAACGAUCCCACUGUCCCUGCCGGAGAAGAUGCGGACGGCCGAUACUGGGUGAGUGGCCGGUCGAUGGACGUUGGCCGGGGCAAGGCGGCCGAGAGAUUCAACGUCUCUCCGGACCUCAUCUCCCUGCGUCAAGAUGAGGAUGUGUUGGAUACCUGGUUCUCGUCUGGACUCUUCCCGUUCUCCAUCUUCGGCUGGCCUGACCAGACGGAAGACUUCAAGAUCUUCUACCCAGGCACCUUGCUGGAGACCGGCCAUGAUAUCCUCUUCUUCUGGGUUGCUCGCAUGGUGAUGCUGGGCCUGAAACUAACCGGCAAACUCCCUUUCAAAGAGGUCUACCUUCACGCCAUUGUCCGUGACACCCACGGGCGCAAGAUGAGCAAGUCCCUCGGUAACGUCAUCGACCCGCUGGAUGUGAUCAUGGGCAUCUCGCUGGAGGGUCUGCACGCACAACUGUUGGACAGCAACCUGGAGCCCGUAGAGAUCGAGAGAGCACAAGCAGGCCAGAAGUCGGAUUAUCCAAACGGAAUUCCGGAGUGUGGGACUGAUGCUUUGCGGUUCGCUCUGUGUGCCUACACCUCCCAAGGCCGGGACAUCAAUCUGGACGUCAACCGGGUGCUGGGCUACCGACACUUCUGCAACAAGCUGUGGAACGCCACCAGGUUCGCCCUCCGCGGCCUGGCAGCGGGGUACCAGCCCCAAGACACGGCACAGCGCUCGGCACAGGAGAGCCUGAUGGAUCGCUGGAUUCUCAGUCGCCUGAGCCACGCGGUGGAGGCGUGUAACCACGGCUUGAAGCUCUACGACUUCCCCGCUGUAACGACCGCCAUCUACAACUUCUGGCUGUACGAGCUCUGUGACGUCUACCUGGUCAGUCUGACGGCUGUUAUUUUGUUCUUUACAAUACUAUGUUAUUUUAUUCUUUACAAUACUAUGUACAGUAGAUGCUGUAUACUUUGCGACUGGAGAGACGAGGAGCUGGACCGGAACGUCGACUUUGCCCUAUCCAUCAUCCGCACUACCCGCUCCCUGCGGGCCGACUACAACCUGACCAAGACCAGAGCCCACUGUUACUUGAAGUGCCAGGACCAGGCCACAGCGGACAUGAUCAGCCCCUUCUCUUCCUACAUCCAGACCCUGUCAUCCUGCAUGUCGGUCAGCGUGUUGGUGGAGGAGAACUGCCCAGCGGGAUGUGCGAUCGGGAUCGCCUCUGAUCGCUGCUCGGUCCACCUCCUCCUCAAGGGACUGAUUGAUGCAGAGAAGGAGGUGACUAAACUCAGGAACAAACAGGGAGAGAUUGAGAAGCAGAUCGCAAAACUCAGGGAGAAGAUGUCCAUUGCUGAUUACAGCACCAAAGUGCCUUCGAAAAUCCAGGAGAUGGAGGCGGAGAAGUUGAGGCAGAGUGAGACGGAGCAGCAGAAGGUGGAAGAGGCCAUGAGGAACUUUGAGAAGAUGCUGUGAAUGGGUGAAGGCCAGGGUGCCGGUGGCGUGGAUACUAACGGCUUGGCGCGGUGACGCAGCGAGUAGAGGCGCCGCCUGGCGACGCCCGAGACCCCGGUUCAAUCCCGACCCCCGGUGAUGUCUUUCUACGCGGAGUUUGUGCGUUCUCCCCGUGACCUCCAGAUGCCCCCACAUCCCAAAGACGUGCGGGAUUCCAGGUGAAUCGGCCCCUCUGUAAAUUGACCCCUAGUGGAUGAGAGAUUGGGAUAGUGUACAACUAGUGUGAACGUGCGAUCGACCGUUGGUCGGCACGGACACGAUGGGCCGAAGGGCCUGUUUCUGCGCUGUACCUCCAAACUAAACUACCGUGUGAUUGGGCGAUCGACCGCUGGUCGGCACGGACACGAUGGGCCGAAGGGCCUGUUUCCGCGCCGUAUCUCUAAACUAAACUACUAUUUUUGAUUGAUUUUUUUUUUAAACUCGAGAGAGCUCUUGAAUGAGCUCGCACAGUGGGACAGGGCCCUUAACACUAUCCUACACACACCAGGGACCAUUUACACUUAUACCCAAGCCGAUUAACCAACAAACCCGCACGUCUAUGGAGUGCGGGAGGAAAGCGAAGAUCUCGGAAGAAAACCCACGGGGAGGACGUGCAAACUCCGCGCAGACAGCGCCCGUAGUCGGGAUCGAACCCGGGUCUCCGGCGCUGCGAGGCAGCGACUCUACCGCUGCGCCACCCCCUCCUCUCGACUUGAUCAACAGACACUUGUUUAAAUAAAGAUUUAUUGUUUCUUCAUAAA